AUGCAUCAAUCUACCGUCGCCCUCCUGGUGAGCAAUGCCCUGGUGGCUUGGGCUGCGACUCCCUCAGGCUUUCAACCUGCGUCCAAUGUCGACCUCAUUGUUGCCUAUGGAGACCAGUCGGCUCUCAACGGUGUUGAUCUGGCGAAGAGCCUCACGCAACAGGAGCCUACCUUCGGUACGACCGAGCCCUUGACUGGAAAGAGCUAUGCCAUCAUCAUGGUUGACGUCGAUAUUCCGACCAACAACCCACCGCAGACUGGCACCUUCCUGCACUGGGCCCAGACGGACCUGACUCCCGUCGCUCAGACGACAACAGUCAAGCUGAACGAUGGCGAGCGCACCAUUCACACUCUGACGACCAACUCGGCUGCGAUUGCGGACUAUAAGGGCCCCGCGCCACCAGCAAGAGUGCCCCUGACGCAUCGCUAUAUCGAGAUUCUUGUCGAUACCAGCGAUAUCACGGCAGAGGGAACCGCGGCGCUCCAGACCCUGUCGACCCGCGGAGGCGUUCAGGUCAACGACGUGCUCACUCAGGCGGGACUGGCGAACAAGGUGGUGGCUGGCAACUUCUUCACCGUCACCAACCCCGGACCCGCUGCGAACGCUGCGAACUCGAGAAAGAGCAACAGCAGUACCGCCGCUCCCACCGGAGGUGUAACCCCGUCAGCGAGGCCCACAAACAUUUCCAUGGGACAGAAGUCAACAGGGUUCUCCACCACGACGGUCUUGAGCGCGGCCGCUGCCGGUCUCCUGGCCCUCUUCGCCAGCUCGUUCUAA
Messenger RNA from Colletotrichum chrysophilum, 777 nucleotides. RefSeq lists its product as uncharacterized. The coding region runs from base 1 to 777 and encodes 258 amino acids. Lineage: Eukaryota; Fungi; Ascomycota; Sordariomycetes; Glomerellales; Glomerellaceae. Gene Ontology annotation, biological process: regulation of Ras protein signal transduction; regulation of proteolysis. Gene Ontology annotation, molecular function: peptidase inhibitor activity; phospholipid binding. The record is from RefSeq and is a predicted model, not a curated record. The transcript is spliced from 2 exons.